AUGAUACCACAUUCAAAGGAAAACAAUGGAUAUAAUUAUAUCCUAUGUGUGCUUGAUUGUUUUACAAAGUUCGCCUGGGCUUUACCAUUAAAAACAAAAACUGGUGGUGAGGUGACCAAAGCCAUGUCUACUAUACUUACUGAUGGGUCGCCCAAACUGCUACAAGUAGAUAACGGAAAAGAAUUUUAUAAUUUAAAAUUUGAUACGUUAAUGUCCAAGUUUAAUAUAAAAAAGUAUAGCACCUAUUCUACAAUAAAAGCCUGUUUUGUUGAAAGGUUUAAUCGCACUCUGAAAACAAACAUGUAUAGAGAGUUUACUGCUCGAGGUUCACAUAAAUGGAUAUCUAUUUUACCCAUGCUGAUAGAUAAUUACAACAAUACAAGGCAUAGAACGAUCGGUAUGACACCAUUGCAGGCAGAAGAAAAUCCUUCACUAGUGACUUUGAAACAACGUGCAAUCACUAAUACAAAAGUAAAAUUUCAUGUUGGCGAUAAAGUUCGAAUAGUUACAUGA
Messenger RNA from Macrosiphum euphorbiae (potato aphid), 513 nucleotides. The record is from the annotation of a GenBank genome assembly. Lineage: Eukaryota; Metazoa; Arthropoda; Insecta; Hemiptera; Aphididae.